Haemonchus placei is the source of this 1899-nucleotide messenger RNA. NCBI's taxonomy places the organism in Eukaryota, Metazoa, Nematoda, Chromadorea, Rhabditida, Trichostrongylidae. The record is from the annotation of a GenBank genome assembly.
AUGGCUCGGACAUGUCCGCAUUGUGGAUGCUCCGAUAUCGACGAGGAUGCAGGACGAGGAGAUGCUACCUGUAUGAGUUGCGGAACCGUUCUCGAGGAAUCAAUUGUUGUGUCUGAAAAUCAAUUCCAAGAAAGAGCUGGUGGUACAGGACAUACUCUAGUCGGUCAAUUUGUAUCUCUUGAGCGCGGUCAAGCCCAGGCACGAGCCGCCUCUAAUGGAUUGGUCUCACAAGAAUCUCGUGAAGUCACUUUUGCGCGCGGGAGGAAACUUAUAGAAGAAAUAGCUAGUCAACUUCGCAUAAAUCAACAUUGUAUUGAUACAGCGUACAACUUUUUCAAGAUGUCAGUCAGCCGUAAUCUCACACGUGGACGUGUCAGAUCUCAUGUAGUUGCUGCCUGUUUGUAUAUGACUUGCCGUCUGGAAAACACGGCACAUUUACUCCUCGACUUUAGCGAUGUUACACAGGUGAACAUGUUUGAUCUCGGCCGUACUCUCACCUUUCUAUCUCGGUCCCUACGGAUCAAUUUGCCUUCAACGGAUCCCUGCCUCUACAUAAUGCGAUUCGCAUGUCUCAUGGAAUUAGGAGAGAAAUUGAAAGACGCAAGGAGCCUUUACUUUGUGGCUUCUUGUUUGCAGGUCGUGAAUCUAGCUACUAGGCUGGUUCAACGGAUGAAACGAGACUGGUUGUCUAUGGGUCGUCGGCCAACAGGAUUAUGCGGCGCUGCGCUUUUGCUAGCAGCUAGGGCAUACAACUUCAAUCGAACUAUAGGUGAUGUUGUCAAGGUGGUGCACAUUAGCGAAUCGGUGGUGAGGAAGCGACUGGACGAAUUCAGUCGAACUCCAUCGUCCGCCUUGACAAUCGAUGAGUUCUCCACCAUUGAUUUGGAACAUGAAGAAGAUCCUCCUGCUUUCCAAGAAAGCCGUAGAAAGGCUCGUGAGGAACAGCUUGAAAAGGAGGCAAGAAUGACUGCAGAAAUGGAGAGAGAGGUGAUUCCUAUAGAGAAAGAGCUGGAGCGUGCUCUCGAAAAGAAACGGAGGGAGAAAUUCAAGAACACUCGAUACGCUAAACUUGUAGCUGGCGAUAUAGAUGAUCCCGAAGUUGGAGUUGCUGAAGGGAACCUUGUGCGAAACGAAAUCAUGGAUUCAGUUUAUCGUGUUGCGGACGGUGAAGAUGAAAGGCCUAAAACACCUGACUACAGCAAAUUUGCACCAACACUACAUUCCCUUGGCAUAACGCCUCUGCAGCCAGCUUCAGUAGCAGGUCGGAACGAUUCAGCGGAUUCAGCCACACCUCUUCCAUCUCAGGAUAGGCCUGACGGAUCCCUUGAUCUCUCAGGCAUCGAUGAUGACGAAAUUGAUACUUACAUUCUCACGGCAAAAGAGUCUGAAGUGAAAGAACGGUUUUGGAUGAGGCUGAAUGGAGAGCAUCUCAAGGAAAUGGAACGCAGGAGAAAAGAACGAGAAGCGGAGGAAGAAAAGGAAAAGGAUAAUCCAUCAAAGAGAAAAAGACGACGUACGAGUGCACCUCGGCAGAGUUUGGCAUCCAGCACUGCUAUAGAAGCUAUGGAAAAGAUAAUCCAUGAAAAGAAACUUUCCAACAAGGUGAACUAUGAUAUUUUGAAGGAAAUUGAACAGACAGCAACAGGGCUCGAACCACUGGGACGGGAGCCAAACACUUCACAAGUGAUUGAGAAUGUGAACGAUCUCGUAGCAACACUAGCAAUGGACAAAAUCACAAAAUCUGAAAAUCUCUUGGGCAAUGCGACGAGUCCUUUUCCCCUCACACCGGACAAUAUGUCACGAAGAGAGAAAGAACUUGCUCGAAAGAACAAACCAUUGAAAGACCCAUCGGCUCUGAGAAAUGCAUUCAAAAUGGAGCCGUCAACAUUGGUAUGUUGA